Molecule: messenger RNA, 788 nt
Organism: Rotaria socialis
Lineage: Eukaryota; Metazoa; Rotifera; Eurotatoria; Philodinida; Philodinidae
Source: the annotation of a GenBank genome assembly
AAAUCUUACGGCGUAGACGAGAAGGCCGUCGAAGACGUCGACAAAGACGAGCUCAACGUCGACGAGAGCAACGAGCAAUUGAACAAGCACAACGGCAACGGCGACAUCAACAAGAAACACAGCGUGAACAACGACGACAACAACAACGAGACCAAUUACGAGAACAACAACGUACACUAUAUCCACGCGGCCGAAGCCAACAAAGAAGACAAGAACGGUAUCAGAGAUGGUUAGAACGACUUGAACAGCAACAACAACAUCCAAACAGACAACCAACGAAUUACCAUCCACGCAUAGUAAUUCCAGGUGAUUAUGAUUAUUACAGUGGUGAAGAUGACCAAGAGAAUCUAUUAGAAGCGUACGAAUGGGAAAUCAUGAAUACACAACAACGUCGUGAUCAAAUACAAAUAAUGGAAUUAGAAGGAUUCGCAGCACUGGAACAACUAUUACUGAUUCAAAAUGAGCGUGAACAAUCUCAACAAAUUCGAGAUAUACAAGCAAUCGAUGAAGAAACACAACAGGAAUUCAACAGAUUUCAUCAUUGGGACCAACAACGACUAUUGGAUUAUGAAGAAAACCGCGAUACCCUAGUAUACGAACCGAAUGAUGAUAAUCAAGAACAAUUACAUCAAAUAGAUAUGCUUGAACAUUAUGAUAUAGAAAGACAACGACAAGCCGCGCUUAACGACAAUUGGGAUCAACGUCGUCUCAACGAAUAUUUGAGAAGUCCAACACCACCACAAUUACAAGACACCUCCUCGACCGUUGAUUACCUGCGACGACAUUGA